Saccharomycopsis crataegensis is the source of this 2151-nucleotide messenger RNA. RefSeq names its product ATP-dependent RNA helicase. The transcript has a single exon. The record is from RefSeq and is a predicted model, not a curated record. The coding region runs from base 1 to 2151 and encodes 716 amino acids. Gene Ontology annotation, molecular function: ATP binding; nucleic acid binding. Lineage: Eukaryota; Fungi; Ascomycota; Saccharomycetes; Ascoideales; Saccharomycopsidaceae. Gene Ontology annotation, cellular component: nucleolus. Gene Ontology annotation, biological process: maturation of LSU-rRNA from tricistronic rRNA transcript (SSU-rRNA, 5.8S rRNA, LSU-rRNA).
AUGUUUAAGGUAUUCCGCCAUUAUUCUUUGGCUAGAAGCCCAUAUGUCAGCUCUUCUGCACAGCUUACUUCUUUGUUGAGGACAAGAAGAUCAUAUUUUUCAACCAGCUCCAUCGCAUAUGAAGAAUUGAAGGAAAUCAGCGAUGUUCUGAAAUCACCUAUGGCUGCUAAAGCCAAACCUGAAGAGAUUACCGGUAAUAUCGAUUUAAAAUCAUUCAAGCAACUUUCCGGGGUUGUUCAUGAUGAUCUUAUUGAUGCUAUUGAGCGUUUGAAGUUCUCAAAGAUGACCCCAGUGCAAGAGAAAUCUAUCAAACCAAUUUUAGAAACAAAUCGUGGGAUGGUUGCCAGAGCAAAAACUGGUACUGGUAAAACUUUGGCCUUUGGUAUUCCUUUGCUUCAUGAUGCAAUUUUCUCCGACAAUACUCCUAAAUUCAAUACUGAAGUUAGAGCACUCAUUAUUGCCCCAACCAGAGAUUUGGCCCAUCAAAUUUCUGCCGAAUUAAGAAAGGUUUUGCUUGCCGAUAAUCCUACAAAAUACAAAAGAUCUAUUGUGAGUGAAAUUCAAACUGUGGUCGGUGCCGAAAGAAGAGAUCUCCAACUUCGUGCCUUCCAAGGUAAAAACUGUCCAUCCAUUGUCGUGGGUACUCCAGGUAGAUUAAUUGACAUCCUCAAUGAACCUCUUGUUGCUGAAAAGUUUGGCAAUCUUAGAUUUAAAGUUUUAGAUGAAGCCGAUAGAUUAUUGGAUGAUGGCUUCAAGGAAAACUUGUUACAAAUGGAUUCUACUUUGAAAGAUUUGGCUACCGGUGAAGGUUUCAGAACUAUUUUAUUCUCUGCCACCAUUGAUAAAAAUGUCUUAGGUUUUGCCAAACAGGUUCUUGGUAAUGAUUUCGUUUAUGUCAAUACUGUUGAUCCAAAUGAACCUGAAACCCAUGAAAAGAUUUCCCAAUCUCUUGUGGUUUCCGAUGAUAUGUUCAAAUGUUUUGUUGCCGCCGUUCACAAUAUCGCUACCCUCUAUAUGGAGUCUAGAGAAAAAAACACACCAUUUAAGCCAAUUAUCUUCUUGCCAACCAUCAAAUCCGUUGAAUUCUUUGGUCAAUUACUUGAACAUUAUCUCGCACAUUGCCACGACGUUCGUUUCUGUCGCAAUAGUAGAGAUAAAGCUUCCAAGCGUCUUAGAUUGCUUAUGUUACAUGGUAGUAAGUCCCAAGCUGCUCGUGAAGCUGUGGUUCGAGAUUUCAAAAAAUACGAUCAUUCCAUGUUGGUCACUAGUAAUGUUGGUGCGAGAGGUAUGGAUUUCCCUAACGUGACUAAUGUUUUCCAAGUUAAUUUGCCAAGUGAAGUCAGUGAUUAUAUCCACAGAAUUGGAAGAACCGCUAGAGGUGAUAGUAACCAUGGUGAAGCUACUUUGUUUAUUACUGAAGCUGAAGAGAAAGGUUUAAGAUUAUUUAAGGACAGAAAAAUCAAAUUUGCCAAGACUUUGACCUUUGAUGACGUUGUUGAAAACCCAGAAAGCACCAUAAAUGCCGUGCAAGAGAUUUCUACUUCUCAUACCUAUGGAUUAGGUGAUCCAAAGACUCAAAGGGCUGAAGGUAUUGAUAAUAAGAAGGCUGUGUUCAGUACCUUUAGAGGUCACAUGGGUUAUUUGCAAUCAGUUGCUCUGGUCUAUAGAUUGAGUAACUUUGAUUUGUUGGCCUCUCUCAAUGAGUUCUAUAAAGGGUUUUGCGCAUCCACUAAACGUCCAUUCUUAUCACCCGAAUCUUUGUCAAAAGUUAAAUUAAACAACAGAGAGAAAGAGGAACUUUAUGAAAGCCCACGCUCUUCCACAAGAAGCUAUGGUGAUAAUAACUCUGGUAGAUAUGAAAGAUCUAAUAGGUUCGAAAGAUCUGACAGAUUUGAUAAAUCUGAUAGAUAUGACAGAUCAAAUAGAUCUGAUAGAUCUGAUAAGUUUGAAAGAUCAAAUAAAUUUAACAGAUCUGAUAGAUUCGAAAAACCUGGAAAUUAUGAAAGAUCUGACAGAUUCAAAUCAAGAGACAGAAAAUCUAGAGAAGGAUUCGAUUACCUCCGUGAUAGUGGCUCCGAAAAAAGCGGGAAAAGAAAUAAUAAUAGAAACUCUAGAAACUCCAAGAAUGACGAUUUCGAUUUUUUCUCAUAA